CUGGCGCACGGCGCUCCCGGCGCACUCGGAGCCCGGCGGGGACCCGGAGGCAGAGGCGGGCGGCCCUGGGUCCGAGUGCCGGAGCCGAGCGGGGCCCGGGGACCGAAGUUUGCCGGCGGCUCCGGGAGGUGGCGCGGGUGGCUUCCCGCCCCCUGGUCGCGUCCUCGCCGGGACCCACCGGCAGCCGGCGGACGCGAGCCGCGGCCCGGCCAACUCCGCGGUGGGGACGCUGUGCCGCGAACUUGAGGCCCGCGAGGGAUGUGAAGGCCCAAAAUGACCCUCCUACCGGGAGACAAUUCUGAUUACGACUACAGCGCUCUGAGCUGCGCCUCCGACGCCUCCUUCCCCCGGGCCUUCUUCCCCCAAAGCCAGUCACUCAAGGGCGUCUUCUACCGGCGGGCCCAGCGGCUGCGGCCGCAGGACGAGCCCCGGCAGGGCGGGCAGCCCGAGGACCGCCGGCGGCGGAUCAUUAUCAACGUGGGCGGCAUCAGGUACUCGCUGCCCUGGACCACGCUGGAGGAGUUCCCGCUGACGCGGCUGGGCCAGCUCAAGGCCUGCACCAACUUCGAUGACAUCCUCAACGUGUGCGAUGACUACGACGUCACCUGCAACGAGUUCUUCUUCGACCGCAACCCGGGGGCCUUCGGCACCAUCCUGACCUUCCUGCGGGCGGGCAAGCUGCGGCUGCUGCGGGAGAUGUGCGCCCUGUCCUUCCAGGAGGAGCUGCUCUACUGGGGCAUCGCCGAGGACCACUUGGACAGCUGCUGCAAGCGCCGCUACCUGCAGAAGAUCGAGGAGUUCGCCGAGAUGGUGGAGCGGGAGGACGAGGACGACCCGCUGGACAGCGAGGACCACGACAGUGAGGGCCCGGCCGAGGGCGAGGGUCGCCUGGGCCGCUGCAUGCGGAGGCUGCGCGACAUGGUGGAGAGGCCGCACUCUGGGCUGCCCGGCAAGGUGUUCGCCUGCCUGUCGGUGCUCUUCGUCACCGUCACCGCCGUCAACCUCUCCAUCAGCACCUUGCCCAGCCUGAGGGAGGAGGAGGAGCAGGGCCAGUGCUCCCAGAUGUGCCACAACAUCUUCAUCGUGGAGUCAGUGUGCGUGGGCUGGUUCUCCCUCGAGUUCCUCCUGCGUCUCAUCCAGGCACCCAGCAAGUUCACCUUCCUGCGGAGCCCACUAACACUGAUCGACAUGGUGGCCAUCCUGCCCUACUACAUCACCCUGCUGGUGGACGGUGCCUCCGCGGGCCGCCGCAAGCCCGGCACGGGCAACAGCUACCUGGACAAGGUGGGGCUGGUGCUGCGGGUCCUGCGGGCGCUGCGCAUCCUGUACGUCAUGCGCCUGGCCCGCCACUCCCUGGGGCUGCAGACGCUGGGGCUCACGGCCCGCCGCUGCACCCGCGAGUUUGGGCUCCUGCUACUCUUCCUCUGUGUGGCCAUCGCCCUCUUUGCCCCCCUCCUCUACGUUAUCGAGAACGAGAUGGCCGAUAGUCCCGAGUUCACCAGCAUCCCUGCCUGCUACUGGUGGGCCGUCAUCACCAUGACAACUGUGGGCUAUGGAGACAUGGUACCCAGGAGCACACCCGGCCAGGUGGUGGCGCUCAGCAGCAUCCUCAGUGGCAUCCUCCUCAUGGCCUUCCCCGUGACCUCCAUCUUCCACACCUUCUCCCGCUCAUACCUGGAGCUCAAGCAGGAGCAGGAGAGGGUGAUGUUCCGGAGGACCCAGUUCCUCAUCAAAACCAAGUCACAGCUGAGCAGCGUGUCCCACGAUAGUGACCUCCUGUUUGGAAGUGCCUCCUCGGACACCAGAGACAACAACUGAGCCAGAGGACAUACCCCACCACUGCCACCAACAGGACACCCCCAGCCCUGCCCGCCCUCUGAGGCGUAAAGCUAUCGCCAUCACUACAGAAGCCUUCAAAGUCACCUGCUGCUUCUGAGUGCAGCCCUGGCCGAGGACUGAAGGAGCCACGCCCCAGGGAGGAUGUCCCGACAUCCGCAGGGGGUCCCUGGUCCUCCAGGUCCAGAAGUGAAGGCCAUCACACAGCCCUGACGGUUCCCCCACCCGUCCCAGCCCCCAUGCCUGUUCCCUAAUAAGGAGAUGGCUUGUUCUUUCCACCAUGUAAAUAACAUGCCCAGCAAAGACUUGCUUCCUGGGGCUGCCUAGAGAAAAAAUACAAUCAGCAGCUACAAGUCUGUCUUU
Molecule: messenger RNA, 2199 nt
Organism: Hippopotamus amphibius kiboko
Lineage: Eukaryota; Metazoa; Chordata; Mammalia; Artiodactyla; Hippopotamidae
Gene: KCNG1
Product: potassium voltage-gated channel modifier subfamily G member 1
Exons: 3
Coding region: 274-1818 (514 amino acids)
Biological process (GO): regulation of delayed rectifier potassium channel activity; protein homooligomerization; potassium ion transmembrane transport
Cellular component (GO): membrane; voltage-gated potassium channel complex
Molecular function (GO): protein binding; delayed rectifier potassium channel activity
Source: RefSeq, a predicted model, not a curated record